AUGUUCACUCCUCAGCUUCUUGCGGUUGCUUUGGCACUCUUCGUCGUUGAGGGCGCCGAGGCACAGGUCGACAAUUGCGCACGUAAUUACACCGUUCACCUCGGCGACACGUGCAACAGCAUCGCGGACGCCCAGGGUGUAUCGACCUACCAGCUUCAGACCGUGAACAACGGGACUAUCACCCCCAACUGUGGGAACCUGGCCCUAGGCAUGCCGCUUUGUCUCGCCGUCGAGGGAGAAGAUUGCCAACCAGUGCACACUGUUGUCGACGGAGAUACCUGCACGGGUGUCGCGGAUGCGGCCGGUACGACCGUUGGCACGUUGGUCGCAAACAACCCAAACUUGGGCAGUGAUUGCACGGCUCUGUACCCGGGUCUUGUUGUCUGUGUUGACAAGGAUGUCGUAGUAUGA
This is a messenger RNA of Peniophora sp. CBMAI 1063, 411 nucleotides long. The record is from the annotation of a GenBank genome assembly. NCBI's taxonomy places the organism in Eukaryota, Fungi, Basidiomycota, Agaricomycetes, Russulales, Peniophoraceae.